Molecule: messenger RNA, 471 nt
Organism: Letharia columbiana
Lineage: Eukaryota; Fungi; Ascomycota; Lecanoromycetes; Lecanorales; Parmeliaceae
Exons: 2
Coding region: 1-471 (156 amino acids)
Source: RefSeq, a predicted model, not a curated record
AUGCCUACUCACGAGAUACCAUGGCCGCAGUGGACGCGAGAAGAGAACAUAAUUUGCGUCUGGUUCUCCGCCCUAGGCCUCGCGAUCCCCGACAUUGCACGCAUCAUCGAAUACAAGCUCGGCAGACCAACUCGCCACCCGCGAGGAUAUUUUCGCCAAAUGGACAGGAUCAACCAAGAAGAAGCAGAGAGAGGCCGCCCACGGUUGUGCGGUCGUGACAUGCUCGACUGGGACAGGGCUGCUGUUGAUAACUUCCUCAUCCUUCGGACCGAUGACACGGACCUGCUCGACCACCUCCUCUGGUUCGGUGAGGAACACCUAGGGCUGCUUCGAACGUACUUGGGCCGAGGCAUACCCUUGAACGAAGCCGUGGACGUGGAAGAUAUGCAAUACCAGUGGGCAAGGCUCCUCAGCAGACAUCAAAGGUUCUACGGUAAUCCAGCUCGUUAUGGAGGGGGUGACUUCUUUUGA